AUGCGUCAUUUAAAACGUCUUCUCUUUGGAAUUAUUCUCUUGUCAUCCUUUGGUUUUUUAUUUGGCACGAAAGAAUCAGAAGAUAAGAAAGAACCGGAACUAGAUAUCGAGGCAAAUUCGAUAAACUCAAAAGGUUCAGACGAAAAAAAGGCAGAAGAACUCAAGUUAAUGGAAAAACAAACCUUUAAAAAAGUAAUGUCCAAACUAACCUUUAAAGGAGUAUUCGAAGACCUUCUUUAUCUUUCAUCAUUAUACACUAGUACUAAGUAUAGUAUUUUAUAA
Rhizophagus irregularis DAOM 181602=DAOM 197198 is the source of this 282-nucleotide messenger RNA. RefSeq lists its product as uncharacterized. The record is from RefSeq and is a predicted model, not a curated record. Lineage: Eukaryota; Fungi; Glomeromycota; Glomeromycetes; Glomerales; Glomeraceae.